Stylonychia lemnae is the source of this 2628-nucleotide messenger RNA. NCBI's taxonomy places the organism in Eukaryota, Ciliophora, Spirotrichea, Sporadotrichida, Oxytrichidae. The record is from the annotation of a GenBank genome assembly.
AUGAGAAAUUUUCUUAAUAAGGAGAAACUUUCUUCAACACUUACAGGGGCUCUUAACAAAGCCAGGACUUCUAUUGCGAAUGUAUCAAAUAAGCAAAGACAAUCUGAUAUAAAUAGCUCAAGCUUUGCUUAUGAGGAUGAGUUUAUAAUUGAAGAUGAUACUGUAAUGUAGAGUAACACAAACUUUCAGACUAAUGAUUCUGAUAGCCUCCCAUCAUAUCUCCCAUAAAAUAAUGUCUUUGAUGAGAAUUCAUUUGAUUUUAAAUUGGUUGGAGGGCCACUACAUAGUGAAGUACUAAUAGCUAGUGCUACCAUGAAGAAAGGUGAGAAUCAAGGGCUACCGAUUCCAUUACAUUGCACUUGGUACAAUGUAUCACCUGACAGCAAUUAGUUCAAAGAAAUUGAGCAUGUAACAGGAGCUUGCUACCAGCCAAGCAUAGAAGAUGUGGGUGAGAGGAUAUGCGUCCAUGCUAUUCCAGCAAGUGAUGCUGAGGAAUAUUAAGGCAUGCCUAUGUUUGCAGAAGUAGGCCCAAUUAUUUUAGAUUAAAAAAUAGAACAAAAAGCUCAACGCUUAAUAGAAAUCAAUGAUUUUGAGUUUAAUGUCUCAAUAGACAAGCUUAAAGAUUUAAAGGUAUUAUAAUACAGUGUUGAAAAAGAAAAUCAAGUGAAUGUAAAAUUACCAUUAAAGAGCAAACUUGUUAUUAAAGAGGAAAAAUUGAUAUUUUAGAAUCUAAAUUAUACUGAUCAGGUUAUAUUGGAAUUGGAAAUAAAUGAAAGCUUAAGCAUAUUGAUCGUGAAGCAUGUAAAUAAUAAGAUAGAGGUGCAACUAGAUGCAUCAUACUUUGGAUUCAUGACUUUUGGAAAUAAUAUUGAUAGAGAUGUUUUUAUGUAUUGCUAUCGAUAGCUGAGGCCUUAAAUUUUAGAAAAUCUAGUUAAGAAGGGAGAAUUAUAAGCAUAGAAAUUAAUUCAGUAGCAAUUAUUACAAGAAUAACUUUAGUAGAUGAAAGAUAAUUGUCAUGAUAUUUAGCAUGCAGAGGAAAAUCCUCUGGACCAGAAAAGUUCUAAUUCUAGGAAAUCUGAAAAUGAUAUAGAUUUUUAGGAUAAUUAAUCCUAGGUUCAAGAUAAUAUGAAAGAUGUAGAUAUUAAUUUUGAUAUGAAUCAUAUUUCUUCUUAAGCUGAUGAAACUUAGACUUUCAACUUUUUUGAUUUCUAAAGUAACCAAAAUUAGACUGCUAAUAGCAAUAUUAGUCAUAAUUCUUUUGAUAAAGAGAAAUAUUCUAAGAUUGAGUAAGAGUUAGAGUUGAAGAAUAUUUAGAUUUCAGAUUUAAAUGAAAACAUUUCAGAACUUACCAACAAAAAUCAAGAUCUACAAUAGCAAGUUGUAACAUUUAGACAAAACUAUGCCAAGAAGAUAGACUAGAUGAAACAACUAGAAGAGAGUAUGAGUAAGUUAAAGUAAGAUGUAAGCUUCUUCAAGCAAGAGGCGUCAUUAUAUGAAAGAGAAAAUAAAAAGAUAACGAAAUAACUUGGCUAGCUCUAAGCUCAGAAGGAUUUACAUGAUCUCAAUCUUUAGAAAACAAUAGCAGCUUAUUAUGGAAAUGAUAUAAGCACAGAAAGAAGUUAAAUAGACAUGGCACUGUAAACUGAUCUUGGAAUAGAGGAACUAGAAUCUCUAUAAAAGCAACUUUAAGAUAUGACUGUAGAUAGAGACAAGAUGAUAGGUGAAUGCAAUUAUAUGAAAAAGAAGCUGCAAACACUUCAAUCAGAUAAUGAGAAAUUGUAAAAGUAAAUCACCAAGCAAGAAAACUAGUAGAAUCAGUCUCAAAUAUUAUUAGAGAGGCAGUCUCAAAGUCUUUUCAUGUGUGGAGGGUGUUCAGCAGAAGUAUUGGAUACUUCCAAUAGCUCAUCAUCGACUGGAAGAAAUUAUAACAGCGUCCAUUAAUCUUUUAGUAGAGAUGCUAAGGACUUCCCUAGAAAGUCACAUACAAUCGUCUAAAACACUCAUAGUCUAUAUAAUUCUACUUACAGGUAAAAGCCUUCACUCAAGGAUAUCAUUACUCCAAAAGUAAAUCAAAUUAGCAGCCACUAGCACUAAGCACCAGAAUAGGUCUUUAACUAUCCAUCUAUACUUUAGAACUCAGACGAGAAACUUAGACAUAAUGAGAAUCUUAACACUAUAAACAUGAACUAGGAUCUUAAUAUGUUCCAAGCAAAUGAGGAAUUAGUUGAUGAGUUUGUUAACUCCCUCCAUCAGACUAUGAUAAGUACUUCCAGAGAUUAAUCAUUCCCAGAAGAGCGAUUAAGUGCUCUUAUCGAGGAAAAUGCUUAAAUGAAGAUAGAUUUGGAGAGAUCUCUUGAGAAAAUGAAAUAGUAAGACUACUUGAUAGAGGAGUAUAAGAGAUGUGUAGAUGACGAAAUCAAAAAGAGCAACUAAUACAGAGCACUUAUAGCUUAAAAAGGCUCUACAAGUAUCGGAUCAAUCCUAAGUGGGAAUAAGUAAGUAGAGCAAGUGUAGAAGCUCGUGAAUCAUUUGACCUUAGUCAUAGGGGAAAAGGACGAGGAGAUUAGUGUGACUAAGAACAUAAACAGAGAACUGGCAAGAAAGCUAAAGGAAUUGACCAUAAAAUGA